Messenger RNA from Cladocopium goreaui, 384 nucleotides. Lineage: Eukaryota; Dinophyceae; Suessiales; Symbiodiniaceae. The record is from the annotation of a GenBank genome assembly.
AUGUUUCUCCCGUCUCCAAGGCCCUACAACUCGACAGCAUGGAAGGAAGAAAUCUUUGGACCCGUCCUUGCCAUCAGGUCUUUCAGCACUGACGAAGAGGCUGUCCGCUUAGCAAAUGACACCCCUUAUGGCCUGGCGAAUGCCGUCUACUCUCGAGACUACCGUCGAUGCAAAAGGGUAGCGUCACAACUCAAAUCUGGCGUGGUGUGGGAAAACUGCUCGCAGGUCUUGUUUCCCUCGACCCCUUUCGGUGGCCGGCAGGGCCGAGCAAGCGGCUUUGGCUUCGAACUGGGCCCAGCAGGUCUUAAGGAGUUUUUGAGCGAGAAGACAGUCAUCAGCAAUGACCGGACCACCUUUGACUGGGGAAUCUAUAAGCAGGCCUGA